ACAAACAGUUUCGUUCGAGACUUUCUCGUCAUCGGAGUGUUGUGCUUUUUGUCGCAAAAGUGGAAAAAGAAUUUUCCUUACGUGCACUGGGAAAACCCCGUAAUUUUCACCUGCUGUUCCGUGUAGUAGCAUGUAGCAUCGCCAUCAGACAGCGUGGAAAGUCAUGGCCCACCGUUCGCGAGAGGACAGUUUUUCAACAACGCCCGGUCAGCAGAGGAAGCUUCGCUUCCGUGGUGAUCUGGCACUGCAAUACGGUUUCGCUGGAAUGGAAGGGACGGCUCCGGCCAGUCCCGGCGCUGGUUUGAAUCGCAUUGAAGACAUCAUCUUCCAGGAUGAAGUUGAUUCCCGGAGGGGCACUUCCCGGAACGGUGAAAUUGGAGGUUCGCCAGCUGGCGACGGCAAAGAGAGUUCGAAUCACAACAGUUUGUACGACUUCAUCCGGAUCGAGCUGACUCGUGGCUACGUCCUGGAACAUGACGAGGAACGGUAUUCGGCUCGCCGCGAAAAGAUUUACUCAUUCAUGAAGAUUCCCCGGGAACUGGAGAGUUUCAUGGCGUACGGAGUGCUGCAGUGUGCUGAUUCGUUUCUCUACAUGUACACGUUUCUUCCGUUGCGGUUUAUUCUGGCACUGUGGGCGCUGGUUUCGAGGCCGGUUGCCAGGUGUUUGGGAUUUAGGCGGCCGAGUCAGCGUUUGUUGGCUCCGGCGGAGAUCUGUGAUCUUCUGAAGGGGUUGAUUUGGGUCAUUUGCAGCUGGGCGAUGUUCUACGUGGAUACGAACAUGUUGUACCAUCUGAUAAAGAGUCAGAGUAUCAUCAAGCUGUACAUAUUCUACAACAUGUUGGAGGUGGGCGAUCGACUUCUGUCGGCCUUUGGACAGGACACGAUCGAUGCUUUAUUCUGGACUGCUACAGAGCCGAAGGAUAGCAAGAAGCAGCACUUGGGGACGAUUCCGCACUUCCUGUUUGCUCUGAUCUACGUGACGAUCCACAGUGCCUUGGUGAUGUUCCAAGCCACAUCGCUGAAUGUGGCUAUCAAUUCAAACAACAAGGGACUGCUCACGAUUAUGAUGUCCAACAAUUUUGUGGAGUUAAAAGGUAGUGUGUUCAAGAAGUUCGACAAGAAUAACCUUUUCCAGCUCAGCUGUAGCGACGUUCGAGAGCGAUUCCACCUGACAAUCCUAAUGCUGAUUGUAUUGAUACAAACCAUGAAGGAGUUCAGCUGGAAGUCGGAACAGUUCUUCGUGAUGAUCCCGGACUGUAUGUAUGUAAUGUUGACGGAGCUUUUCGUCGAUUGGAUAAAGCAUGCUUUCAUCACACGAUUCAACGAAAUCCCGGUCGACGUUUAUCGGGAGUACACGACAAGUUUGGCCUACGACAUGACCCAAACCCGCCAAAAGCAUGCCUUUUCGGACCACUCGGACCUAGUUGCGAGACGAAUGGGUUUUAUCCCAUUUCCACUUGGUGUAAUCCUCGUUAAAGCCCUCUAUCAUGCUCUCUCAUUCGAUAACGCAGCUUCCAUCGCCCUAUUCAUCAUAGCUUAUUUGGUUCUCCUUUCGUGUCGAGUGUUGAACACAGUAUGUACCCUUGGCAAAGCUUGCGACCUGAUGCAAAAGCACCAGGACGAAAAGAACCAAAGUGCCCAGCACAGUAACGGACCCGCCACAUCCACUCCCGUUCAGCAAGCCCGAAGUGCCAGCAAGCUUACCACGGACAUUGCCACCUCUCCAAUCCACCAUCCAAACCACCACCUACAUCGAUCACAAACCAUGGAAUCGGUUCCACACAGCCAAAUCCCUCAGAUAAAUAUCUCCGAGCAGCAGUCGGACAGCGUGAUCAGGGAGACUUCCUCCCUCGGCGCAACGGCCUUGUUCUCCAACAGCGACGUCGACCUGGACGAUGUCAAGCUGAACGACAAAGUGCUCAAUCAGUGCUCUCAGGACGCGGAGGACCGCAAAGAGGAGGAAAACCUGGCCCGCAGUGUGCCCGAUCUUCAGCAGGAAUCUGCUGCGGCCGGGUGCAGUCCGUCGGUGGGCGAUGGAUCUUCAGGAGGCGAAGGAGACAGUUUUUCGUCGUACCAGGGAUUGCACCACCGAACGCACAAACGGUCCGAGUCGGAACCCUCGAUUCAGCUGGAUCCGGAUCUGAGGGGCGGCACUUGAGAGGGGCUGUGUUUCUUUCUGUUUAGUUUGUGAGUAAUUCGUACGUGUUACACUUAAAGUUACAAUCGUCUGAUGGCACCAAAGGCUGGCUUAUUCGAGAGCUUUACAUUAAUCUGCUGAAACUUAAAUUAGGACUUACGAGAAUUUAGUAUAUUGUGCUGUUUUUAGAAUCUGCCCUGACUACAGUGGAAAUUAUAUUCGUUGAAGCGCCGAUUAGGAGUAAGGAGUGGAUUUUAUUUUGUUUUUGCUAGUUUUUGUAAAUAAUAAAAUCGAAUUAUUCCCUAUGUGGAAUGUCUGUAA
Aedes albopictus (Asian tiger mosquito) is the source of this 2458-nucleotide messenger RNA. RefSeq names its product protein TAPT1 homolog. Gene Ontology annotation, cellular component: ciliary basal body; endoplasmic reticulum membrane. Gene Ontology annotation, biological process: positive regulation of cilium assembly. NCBI's taxonomy places the organism in Eukaryota, Metazoa, Arthropoda, Insecta, Diptera, Culicidae. The transcript has 2 exons. The record is from RefSeq and is a predicted model, not a curated record. Bases 164 to 2158 code for a protein of 664 amino acids.